Marmota flaviventris (yellow-bellied marmot) is the source of this 2269-nucleotide messenger RNA. RefSeq names its product dual specificity phosphatase 12 (gene Dusp12). Lineage: Eukaryota; Metazoa; Chordata; Mammalia; Rodentia; Sciuridae. Gene Ontology annotation, molecular function: protein tyrosine/serine/threonine phosphatase activity. The record is from RefSeq and is a predicted model, not a curated record. Gene Ontology annotation, biological process: protein dephosphorylation. Gene Ontology annotation, cellular component: nucleus.
GGAAGCAGCUCAUAUCAUGGUGAUCAGAAGACUUGGCAGGCGCCUCUCUUCAUACACAAAUAUAUAUAUACCAAAGCCACCUCUAAUUCCCAUCUCCUCCAGUCCAUCCUACCACUUUAGUUACCACUCAGUUAAUCCCUAUCAGGGUAUUAAUUUACUGUUCGGGUUAAGACUGUUACAACCCAAUCAUUUCUCCUCUGAACCUUCUUGCAUUGUCUCACACGUGAGAUUUUGGGGGAUACCUCACAUCCAAACCUUAACACUUUCCUAGAAGAAGAUUCAUUAAGCCAAAGAAUCAUCCCUGCUUUCUGAUGGCUUCCAGUCUAGAGCAAAACCCUGCUUUCUUAAAUCCUCUGCAGAAUCACCUAAUAAAAAGCCCAAAUCCUACAAUAGGAUCUCUGUAGCAUCUCUGACAAAGACACCCUGAAAUUCUCCAUAGUUCAUAGUCCAAUAAUAAAACCAACUUAAUUUGUGCUUCUUUAUAGUCUUUGACUAAGAGCUCUGACAAAAACACGAGAUUGAUAUCUUCAAAAUAUACAUAAUAAUAAACACGAUUUACACCCAAAUCAAAAUCAAAAUUUCGGAGGAUAGGAAUAAUCACAAGAGGAGAAAUACAAGUGGCUUCUUAAACAUUGAAAAAAACGUUUUAUUACAAAUGCAUGAAAGGAUGCUGCUGAUUAAGUUGAUGGGCCCUUCACUAAAAAUUUGAAUUCAGUUGCCUCUGCUGCCCCUUCCCUGUUAGUCUCAAGACAAACAGCCUGAGAUUACCCUGUAUUUGGGGAAGGUUGUCCUUUACAAUACGCUCGGAUGGUAGGAGAACAGGGGUCACCGGGCUGCUUCUGAAAGGAGCACCGGCUCAGCUGGAGCUUAAGUCUACAAGCGGACUGUGGGCAUGGUCCUCCGACCGAGCCGCCGAGUUGCGGGCGCAGCUGGGCCUCGGGGGAAGGACGUUCUAGCCGGCCGGUUACUCGGUGGUAGGGCUUCCAGCCGCCUGGCUUCUGGGCGCCGCCAUGUUGGCAGAGGAGGGCUCGAGCCAUGGCUGCGGGAGCGGGAUUCCGCACGCGAGCGGAACCAGCUCAGCCCGGGAGAUGCUGGAAGUGCGGCCUGGGCUGUACCUGGGUGGGGCGGCGGCAGUCGCAGAGCCGGAUCACUUAAAGGAGGCCGGCAUCUCUGCCGUGUUGACGGUGGACUCAGAACCUGGUUUCAAGGAGGGGGUUGGGUUCGAAGGUCUACGGAGCCUCUUCGUGCCAGCCCUGGACAAACCCGAGACCGACUUGCUCAGCCAUCUGGAUCGGUGCGUGGCCUUCAUCAGCCAGGCCCGCUCGGAGGGCCGUGCGGUGUUGGUGCACUGCCAUGCAGGCAUCAGUCGAAGUGUUGCUAUAGUGACUGCUUUUUUGAUGAAGACUGACCAUCUUACCUUUGAAAAAGCCUAUGAAAAUCUACAGACUCUCAAACCUGAAGCUAAGAUGAAUGAGGGGUUUGAAUAUCAACUGAAAUUAUACCAGGCAAUGGGAUAUGAAGUGGAUACCUCUAGUGCAAUUUAUAAGCAGUAUCGCUUACAAAAGGUUACAGAGAAGUAUCCAGAACUGCAAAAUUUACCUCAAGAACUCUUUGCUGUUGACCCAACUACCAUUUCACAAGGAUUAAAAGAUGAAGUUCUCUACAAAUGUAGAAAAUGCAGGCGAUCCUUAUUUCGAAGUUCUAGCAUUUUGGAUCAUAACGAAGGAAGUAGGCCUGUAGCCUUUGCCCACAAGAGAAUGACACCAUCUUGCAUGCUUGCCACAGGGAAUCAGGCUCAAUGUACAUCUUAUUUCAUUGAACCUGUACAGUGGAUGGAAUCUACUUUGUUGGGAGUGAUGGAUGGGCAGCUUCUUUGCCCAAAAUGCAGUGCCAAGUUGGGAUCCUUUAAUUGGUAUGGUGAACAGUGCUCAUGUGGUAGAUGGAUAACACCUGCCUUUCAAAUACAUAAGAAUAGAGUGGAUGAAAUGAAAAUGCUGCCAGUUUUGGGAUCACAAACAAGAAAAUUAUGAACUUGCUUGGAAAGAAAUUUGUUGGUGAUAUGUGCCACCCUUGCUUAUUAUCAUUUAUGGCAGUUUUUAGGCCAGUAUUUCAUUUGGAAUGUGAGAAGAUAAAAUCACUUGAUGUAACAUGGAAACUAUACUUUGUUAGCUUAUUACAUGACAUAGGUGGAAUACUUUACAUGGAAAUCAAAGCUUUUUAAUCAUGGAAAUUUUAUUUGACUUGAUAUUAAAGUCUUUUGUAACCUGGA